Ostrea edulis (European flat oyster) is the source of this 1492-nucleotide messenger RNA. Its product is annotated as coiled-coil domain-containing protein 115-like. NCBI's taxonomy places the organism in Eukaryota, Metazoa, Mollusca, Bivalvia, Ostreida, Ostreidae. The record is from RefSeq and is a predicted model, not a curated record. The transcript has 2 exons. Gene Ontology annotation, cellular component: extrinsic component of endoplasmic reticulum membrane. Gene Ontology annotation, biological process: vacuolar proton-transporting V-type ATPase complex assembly. Bases 178 to 750 code for a protein of 190 amino acids.
ACUUUUUUCAUCGGGAUCGGGAUUUGAAAACUCCUUCCUGUGUAAACAUUGAAAUUGAAGUGAAUUGAGCUGUGAGCACAUUUUUCAGUUGUUGCGAUUAAAACCUUUACAAGUGAUUCUGUUUAAAUUACGUUUCAGUUUCGUGGAAGUUGUUUUGGGCUACAAAAUUUGAUAAAGAUGUCAGAACUCCAACAGGUAAACAAGCAGCUGGAUGCAAAAUUGAUUUCGUUUUUCGACAUUUUGACUUUGCUUUACAAAGAACAGGAGAAGCUUGAGGAACAAAUCAAGGAUGGAUUCUUUAACAUGUCAAGGGCUCGGUACAGUAUGGGAGUAAAAUUUGUCGGAAUAGAUCAGAUACAUGAGGACAAAAUGAUGGCAUUGACGAAAGUGGAAGUUGGAGAGGUUGGCAAGGAGGAUAUGUUCACAGCUUUCAGUAAUGUUGGCACUGAAGUGGAAAAGGAAGAGGUGGAAACUCUAGGGUUGAGGAAGAGAAAUUUGGUACAUUCCCCCAAAAAAUCUUCACCAGUUGAGAAAGAGACGCCAACCAAACCAAAGGCUCAGCAGGAUCCCAUCAAAUGGUUUGGUGUCCUGGUUCCCCCAAGUCUACGACAGUGCCAGAACCAGUUUAAGUCAUCAUUGAAUACAAGUAUUGCAAUCGCUAAUCUGAAGCAAAAACUGCUGUGUAUAAAAUCAGAGUACUCGGAACUACAGAAAAGAAAGCUAGAGAUAUCCCCUAAAGCUGUACACUAAAUGCUCCUAGUAGAUGUUGCUCAUCUCUAGCAUAGGAAAUUUACAAGUGGACAAAUUAUGGUCACACAAUAAAAAAACAACCCCACAAAGUAAUUCUACAAAAGCUUCAUCUGGAAAAGUUGCUUUCCACACUUUACAAUAUCAUUAUGUCAUCCUAUUAAAUGAAGUUCAGCAGACAGAACAAAGGCGGGUAAAGUUAUAUAAUUGUACAUCAUGCUAAUGAAUUAUAUGAAAUACUUUACCAUAAAUUGUACUUUAAAUGCAAUUUGUGUGUACUAAUGUGUAAAUGAACUAAUCAUGUAUGUUAUAAAUCCUGAAGGGGCCCUGCUUUUGAAUAAAAAAUCUAUUUAUCAGAUCUAUGAAACUGCAUGAUUUAUGAUCAACAGUCCUAUUUCUAAAGAUAUGAAUUUGAUCAAUUAAAUUGCUACUUGUACAGAAAGUUUAUCAUUGGCUACUGUUAUAUACAGAAGUGACAAUUAUUAUAUAUAAAUUUCUGACCACUUCCUUGCCAAAUGUAUAAAAGAAUUAUUAAUAUUAUGUCACAUUUCUUCUGCUGCUUAAUUAAGCUGUUUUAUGAUGUAGUCUAUGAAUCUAUGAGAUGUAUUUAUAAUGAAGAAUAUUUCCGUGAUACAAUUUCUGAAUAAUGAUGUUCUUUAAGAGAUUACACCUGAUAAAAAUUUUAAUUUGUCUUGUUCCAUAAGGAAGAAAUGUCUGAAAAAAUAAAUUACAUACAUGCAAUCUU